Molecule: messenger RNA, 664 nt
Organism: Drosophila innubila
Lineage: Eukaryota; Metazoa; Arthropoda; Insecta; Diptera; Drosophilidae
Gene: Cypl
Product: peptidyl-prolyl cis-trans isomerase-like 1
Exons: 3
Coding region: 69-590 (173 amino acids)
Biological process (GO): protein folding; protein peptidyl-prolyl isomerization
Cellular component (GO): catalytic step 2 spliceosome
Molecular function (GO): peptidyl-prolyl cis-trans isomerase activity
Source: RefSeq, a predicted model, not a curated record
GAACCGGCUGUGAAACGUAGAAUUUUUGUCUCAAAAGAGUUUAAGAAAAAUAUAAAACAAUAGUAAAAAUGCUAGCAAAUACUGCAGCUGGUAGUGUACCUGACAAGGCGUGGCAGCCACAUUUUGUGACAUUGGAAACAUCCAUGGGCGAAAUAACCGUGGAACUGUACUGGAAACAUGCACCAAACACAUGCUACAACUUUGCAGAGUUAUCGCGUCGAGGCUACUACAACAACGUGGUGUUUCACCGCAUCAUUCGUGACUUUAUGAUACAAGGUGGGGAUCCCACGGGCACUGGACGCGGUGGAGCAUCCGUUUAUGGCACAGAGUUUGCGGACGAGCUGCACAGCGAUUUGAAGCACACCGGUGCCGGAAUACUUUCAAUGGCUAACUCAGGUCCAGAUACGAACGGAUCACAGUUCUUUAUCACAUUGGCGCCCACACAAUGGCUGGACAACAAGCACACCAUUUUUGGUCGUGUCUACACCGGCAUGGAGGUGGUCAAGCGAAUUGGUAUGGUGGAAACUGAUAAGAAUGAUCGACCCGUCGAUCCCCUGCGAAUAAUCAAAGCUAAGGUUGAGAAACUGUAAGCGUAUUGAAAUUAAAUCUAAUUUUUAAAAUAGACAUUUUAUUAACAAAUUUGAUAAUAAAUAUUAGCUAGUAA